This is a messenger RNA of Anastrepha ludens (Mexican fruit fly), 1424 nucleotides long. RefSeq lists its product as uncharacterized. Bases 368 to 1318 code for a protein of 316 amino acids. Lineage: Eukaryota; Metazoa; Arthropoda; Insecta; Diptera; Tephritidae. Gene Ontology annotation, biological process: protein peptidyl-prolyl isomerization. The record is from RefSeq and is a predicted model, not a curated record. Gene Ontology annotation, molecular function: peptidyl-prolyl cis-trans isomerase activity. The transcript has a single exon.
AUAAAAAGUCAAUUUGAACAAAAUGUCAGUUAAUGUUGAACAAAAUCGUACAGCGAUUACGCAACGUUUGAAAUAAGCAAAUGAAGCAAACAAAUUUCAGUCCUACAAAUUAUGCUCGAAAUUUAAAUUUACCAGCGUGACAAUAAAUAAAACAGCAUACAAUGAAAUCAUCAUAAAGCUGGAUGAAAUUGCACACUCAUAUUUUCGGCAUCCAUUUGAUUACUCCUAUUCAGUUUCCAUUUAUUUUCGCAAAUUUUAAAUCGAAUAAAUUUCGCAGCAGCAGCAGUUACGAUAUCAAUCAGUAAGCCAGAUUCAGUUUUACAUCAGCGAGUCUUCAUAUCACAGGUGUAUGGAGCAGUGAAACGAAAUGUCUAAAAAACCAAACAUCUUUCGGACUUCAUUCACUGAGCAAUUUGUGUACAAACAACAUAAAACCGCGCUCAAUAAAAUUUCCAGUGCCGUCGAUGUAGGCCCGCCUUCAAUCAGAAAUGAUGCUUACCUUAAUUUACGGGGCAUGCGACAAGACAAGUUCGCGCUAAAACGCAUCAUAAAAGACAAUAUAAAGCUCUUGGAGAGGAUCAAUCGAAUUCGACGUACACACGGUCUCAGCGAUAACUACAACACAAGAAAAGCCGUAGCACAAACUAAGGUGCAUCAUUUGGUGCGACGCGUCGAAAGUAUAGAGUCGCAAAAUCAAUUAUUUGGAUGCAAGCUAUUAAAAGCAAAGCCUGUAUUGACGAGCGCAUCUCUGCCGGAUUCCUUGCGUAGCAGUAGAACAGUGCUAGAAAAAUGGAAUAUUCGUGAAAACCAACUUAUGGAACAACUGGUACAUCCAAAAAUUUAUCUCGAUUUGGAAGUAAAAAAUAUACGCCCGCUCGGCCGCAUCAUCAUACAACUAUAUACAGAAGCUUGCCCAGAAAUGGUAUUGGAAUUUGCGCGUACAGUUUCCGAAAACAAGUGCCAUCUGUUGAAUUUUAUACGCAUAUUUCCAGGCUUGUGGAUCGAGGGGGAAAUCUAUGUUAAUAAUCGGACGCUAAGCAGACCAAAUUUCGAACACGAUAUGACACUUUUACGACACGACUCCGGAUCGGGGAUUUUGUCCUUCGCCAAAUGUUAUUUAAAUGAAGGUUUUCCAUAUGGAUUACUCAACUUCACAGCCAGCUUCAAGCCCAUGCCGAUACUCAAUGGCGAACGAGUGGCUUUUGGCGAAUUAGUAGCGGGUCAUCGCGUGCUAGAUUGUGUGCAGGAUUAUGGCACAAAGAAUGGCAAAGUUCAGAAAGAGAUUGUGGUGGUGCAUAGUGGGCUAAAACCUUACUAGACCUGUGAAUGUUGAUUCCAUGUCGAACUUCAUUCUUAAGUAUUAAGAAUUUCAAGUAAUUUAUUAUUCAUGAUUCAAUAAUAAAAGGUUGUGUAAAGUUUGAAAA